Messenger RNA from Chanos chanos (milkfish), 1221 nucleotides. Its product is annotated as odorant receptor 131-2-like. Lineage: Eukaryota; Metazoa; Chordata; Actinopteri; Gonorynchiformes; Chanidae. Gene Ontology annotation, cellular component: membrane. The transcript has 2 exons. Gene Ontology annotation, biological process: detection of chemical stimulus involved in sensory perception of smell; G protein-coupled receptor signaling pathway. The record is from RefSeq and is a predicted model, not a curated record. Bases 1 to 1221 code for a protein of 406 amino acids. Gene Ontology annotation, molecular function: olfactory receptor activity; G protein-coupled receptor activity; odorant binding.
AUGCAGAGCGCAAAUAAUGGGAACAAUAACUCUGGAUUUUACCUCCCAAGACCUCUCAGUGAGAAAGUAUUGAUUGUACAGAUACUGGUUGGGAUUUUCCUGUAUGUGAAUUCUCUGAUGAUUUUUACCUUCUUAAAAAAGGAAGUUUUCAGAGAGGAUACUCGAUAUAUUUUGUUUGCACAGACACUCUUCAAUGACUCUGUCCUUUUGGUGAUAAGUGGCUUGACUGUACUUGGGAAUUAUUAUCGGUUUCCUACCCCAAUGAUUCCAUGUUGUAUACUUUGUACGCUUAUGAACUGGCUUAAUAAUUGCACUCCUUUGACACUGGUGACCAUGUGUUUAGAGCGUUAUGUGGCCAUCUGCAUGCCACUGAGACACGCUGACAUCUCCAACUCCAGAAACAGAAAAAUUGGUCUUCUGAUCAUCUGGACUAUCAGUUCUAUAACAGCAUUUGUUAGUCUGUUAGGAUUUCUAGCUGUCAACCCAUCUUACAUUCUGCUAUCUUAUGUUGUGUGCAGUGUAGAGGUGCUCCAAACAUUAAUCUGGCAGGCUCAGUUAAGAGCAAUACUUUUACAGUUAUACUUCAUCUGCAUGAUUGUCAUCAUUGUGUUCACUUAUAUUAAAAUUCUGAUGGCUGCAAGGGCUGCUUCUUCAGACAAUAAGAAAUCAACAUACAAGAGUCUCAGAACAGUGGCUCUUCAUGCCUUUCAGCUCUUCCUCUGUUUGACUCAACUUUUAACCCCAUAUAUAGAAAUAGCUGUUAUGAAGAUUGAUUUUAUGCUGUUUCUUGAUAUAAGAUACUACAAUUUCAUCAUCUUUCUUAUCACUCCACGCUGUAUAAGUCCACUCAUUUAUGGACUAAGAGAUGAAAAAUUUUACCUUGCUUUAAAACAUCAUACCUUGUUUGGUCUUCCAAAGGUUCUUUCAGCUGUGUUUGAUGCCAGUGAAUGCAGAAAACUAUGGUUUAACUUUACCAUCUCCUUCCACCCAGCCUCCAAAAAUGGCAAAGCUGAUGCCUUGUCCCAAAUGCACGAGCCUGAUGAGGCUCCUCAGGAGGACAAAACCAUCCUAUCCUCAUCCAUGAUCGUAGCCCCAGUGGACUGGACAGUUGAGGACAUCACAAAGGAGACUCACAGGCAGCCCGCUCCACCUGAGCACCCGCCAACCCGAGUCUACUGCUCAGACAGACCUAUUACUGUUUUUGAAUCAUGUUGUGGAUAA